AACUGAUUAAUUAACUCCUUGAUUAAUGACGCCGGUCAUCGGCGGCAAGUCAAAACAGAGAGACUCUAGUUAAUCAUUGAGCGCGCGCCGGGAGCAAAUAUAAAACGGCACCUUUGUUAACUACACUCGCACAGUUGCACUCGUAGCUAAGCUUCCACAACGCUCAUCCAUGGCCAUGGCCGUCAGCUUCCUCCUCCUCCUCUCUCUCCUGCCCCCUCUACUCGCGACAGCAGCAGCACACGGCAGCGGCCACUUCUCCGACGCCGACGAUGCCGCCGCCGCGCUGCUCACCUCGUGCCUGGCGACGGCCGGCGUGCGCAACGUGACCUCGCGCCGCUCGCCGGCCUAUGCCGCCGCGCUGGCCUUCUCCGUCCAGAACCUCCGCUUCGCCUCCUCCGGCGCCGGCGCCGGGCCCGCCGCCGUGGUGGUGCCGUCGUCCCUGGCCGGCCUCCGCGCCGCCGUGCUCUGCUCGCGCGAGUCCCGCCUCGCGAUCCGCCUCCGCAGCGGGGGCCACAGCUACGAGGGCCUCUCCUACACCACCAGCGGAGACGAAGAAGAAGGAGGAGGCGGCGCCUUCGUCGUGGUCGACCUCGUGGCGCUCGACGCCGUCCACGUGGACGCCGCGUCACGCACCGCCUGGGUCCAGUCGGGCGCCACGCUCGGCCAGCUGUACCACGCCGUGGCCAUGGCCACGUCGUCGAGCCCGGCCAGCCUCGCCUUCUCCGCGGGCUCCUGCCCCACCGUCGGCUCCGGGGGCCACGUUGCCGGCGGCGGGUUCGGGCUCCUGUCAAGAAAACACGGCCUCGCCGCGGACAACGUGGUGGACGCCGUGCUGGUGGACGCCGGCGGCCGCGUCCUGGACCGGAGCGCCAUGGGCGAGGACGUCUUCUGGGCGCUACGCGGCGGCGGUGGCGGCGCGUGGGGCGCGGUGUACGCGUGGCGGGUCCAGCUCAGCGCCGUCCCCGACCGCGUCACCGUCUUCGUGGUCAACCGGCCUGGCACGGUCGAAGCGGUGGCGCGGCUGGUGUCCACGUGGCAGCACGUGGCGCCGUGGCUGCCCGACGAGUUCUACCUUUCGGCGUUCGUUGGGGCCGGCCUACCGGAGUCAGACAAGACCGGAAUUAUCUCUGUCACAUUUAAAGGGUUCUUCCUCGGCCCGGCACACGAAGCGAUUCAGAUAUUAUCCACAAGGUUCCCUGAAAUCGGGUUGUCGGAUCUUGACCCCAAGGAGAUGAGCUGGAUCGAGUCCGUGGUGUUCUUCUCGGGUUUGCCCGCAGGGAGCCCCGUGUCGGAGCUCACCGACCGGGUUCUCCAUGGGAAGAACUACUUCAAGGCGAAAUCAGACUUCGUGCGUCGUCCGAUGGCCAUCGAUGAUUUGACCAAAGCCAUCGAUUUCCUCUCCAAGGAGCCCAAGGCGUAUGUCAUCCUUGACCCCUAUGGCGGGGCCAUGGAUCGUAUCGAGGCCACCGAUCUGCCCUUUCCUCAUCGCAAAGGCAACAUCCACGGCAUCCAAUAUCUCAUCGAUUGGACGGCCGACGAGGACAGCCACAGAGACUCCUACAUGGAUUGGCUGCGGAGAUUCUACGACUUGAUGGGAGCAUAUGUUUCAAAUGGUCCACGCACGGCGUACAUAAACUACCAAGACCUUGAUCUAGGUACCAACGAUUGGUCCGGUCUUAUGGCAAAAGGCGACGAUGAGAACGCCAAUCCGGUCGAGACGGCAAGAAUAUGGGGCGAGAGGUACUUCCUAGGCAACUACGACCGACUUGUUCGUGCAAAGACCGCCAUCGACCCGGAAAACGUGUUCCGCAAUGCUCAAAGCAUCCCGCCCCUCUUCACCGGAGCCCGAGGGACGACUAGGAGGACGCCACGCGGCAUCUCGCCUAAAGUCGCGUCCGAGGACGACAAGGCAUAUGAUAGCUAGCGAGAGCCAAACACGUAUACUCAAGAUUCAUAAGAUUGAUUUAGAGAAAGCAUGUAUGUAGCGCGAUGCACCGAGCAUCCAUGGCAUGACUAGGAGGUACUCCACGUGGCAUUACAUCCAAAGAUGCGAACAAGGGGAAGGCACAGGGGUCAUAUAGCAAAGACAUACACAUACGGACGCAUUUGUGAGUGAGUGUGUUUGUGUUGUACUUCUGCAAUGUUGCUGUCAUGGUGUCAUGCAUAGUGGCCGUCCAGGAGGCCAAUUUGUUCUCUCUUUUGUAUAGAAAGAAGGUGAUCUGGAUUGGUAGAGCUAAGCAGAAAACGAGAGGAUUGUUAUUUGGUGCGUU
Molecule: messenger RNA, 2270 nt
Organism: Brachypodium distachyon (stiff brome)
Lineage: Eukaryota; Viridiplantae; Streptophyta; Magnoliopsida; Poales; Poaceae
Product: reticuline oxidase
Exons: 1
Coding region: 170-1924 (584 amino acids)
Molecular function (GO): oxidoreductase activity; FAD binding
Source: RefSeq, a predicted model, not a curated record